AUGACGAGUACACUGUCCAAAGAGCCGAGACGGUUUGCUCCCCUGGGAAAGAAGAGUGAGGAUGCGGGAAAGGUCUUACCGAAGUUGAAGGGGAUUGUUUUUGAUGUUGAUGGGACUUUGUGCCUACAACAGAAUUACAUGUUUGGGGAGAUGCGUCGAGCACUCGGAAUCGACAAGGGCACUGAUAUCCUCGACCACUGCCAUUCCCUGCCCCCAACCGAAGAAGAAGCCGCCCUCGAAAAGAUCCGUACCAUAGAAAGAACAGCCAUGACUAAACAAGAACCUCAACCUGGUCUCGCUACACUAAUGGAAUACCUCGAGUCACGAGAGAUCCCUAAAGGAAUCUGUACCAGAAACUUCGAGACGCCAGUUGCUCAUCUUUUGGAGAAAUUCCUUCCCGGGAAAAAGUUUGAUCCUAUUGUAACAAGAGACUUCAGACCGCCAAAGCCAGACCCGGCAGGAAUUUUACAUAUAGCUAAAAGUUGGGGUUUUGUCAAGGUCGGCGAAGGGGGAGAUGUUGGGGAUGCUUCGAAUAUGAUCAUGGUUGGCGACUCUAUAGACGAUCUUACCGCUGGCUUCGGAGCAAAGGCAGCUACAGUGUUAUUGGUGAACGAAGCGAAUGCACACUUAGCUGGGCACGAACAUACAGACUUAAUUGUGUCUCGUUUGGACGAGCUAAUUGACAUCCUCGAAAAUGGAUUUGUGGGUAGAAUCGGAAGGGAAGACGAGGAGAGCGAUACUAGAAAACGAGCCGAAGAAGUCUUAAAAGAGGGAAGAGCGGAAGGGACCACCUUGAAGUGA
Messenger RNA from Mollisia scopiformis, 801 nucleotides. Its product is annotated as HAD-like protein. NCBI's taxonomy places the organism in Eukaryota, Fungi, Ascomycota, Leotiomycetes, Helotiales, Mollisiaceae. The transcript has 4 exons. The record is from RefSeq and is a predicted model, not a curated record. The coding region runs from base 1 to 801 and encodes 266 amino acids.